Molecule: messenger RNA, 414 nt
Organism: Schistosoma mattheei
Lineage: Eukaryota; Metazoa; Platyhelminthes; Trematoda; Strigeidida; Schistosomatidae
Source: the annotation of a GenBank genome assembly
GUUUCGACAUUUUCUAGGUCACUUUGAUAUUUGCUAACAGUUGUAAAUGACGAAUUGAAUGUUCUCUAGUUUAAAGUUAUGCAGAAUGCUCACUUCAUAGUUAGUCGUGCCAUAUUAAGUUCUACUAAGGACACAUUUCGACGUUGCUUUAACUUGUCUACCAAACAUUUAUUUACUACGCCUUACUUGGUCCAUAAAAUCAGGAUAUCACGUCACACUCGCAUUGAUUUAUUCAACAGGAAUUUUAGCUCUUCAGGUCCCAAGAGUAUUACCGAUUCUCCAGUUGAGAAGAUCAAUGCUAAAGUGGUUCCAAAAAUUAAAACAAGCUUUUCUUAUGAUGAUUCUGUCAAGUCUGUGAAGUAUAUCACACCACUUAGAGCAUUACGAGAAUAUAUGCUUACAAACAUGAUUUAG